This is a messenger RNA of Sodiomyces alkalinus F11, 2859 nucleotides long. Its product is annotated as ClpP/crotonase. Gene Ontology annotation, biological process: biosynthetic process. Gene Ontology annotation, molecular function: catalytic activity. The record is from RefSeq and is a predicted model, not a curated record. The transcript has 9 exons. The coding region runs from base 1 to 2859 and encodes 952 amino acids. Lineage: Eukaryota; Fungi; Ascomycota; Sordariomycetes; Glomerellales; Plectosphaerellaceae.
AUGCCUUGGGAUGAACGCUGGUCCCCCUUUGCUUUUGCGAAUGCUUUUGCGAAUGGGCCCGGGGGGGACAGUGGAGACCGGCCCCCUCCAACUAUCCCACAAGGACUCUCACCUUUGGCCCUACCCCUCGACCUCGCCAAAAUGAAGAUCCUGUUUCUCUGCACGGCGCACAACUCCCUCUCUCAGCGCCUCUUCCUCGUACUCUCAGAAGUUCACUCGGUCACUGUCGAAUAUGCCCUGUCCGAGCUUGUGAUGAUUGAGGCUGCCAAUCUGGCCAAGCCCGACUUGAUCAUCUGCCCCUUUCUCACCUCUCGCGUACCCCGCGAGAUCUACAACGAGUACCUGACGCUCAUCAUCCAUCCCGGGCCGCCCGGAGAUGCCGGGCCCAGUGCGCUCGACUGGGUCCUCAUGGGCGAUGACGGCUCGGAGCCGGACCCGCAGAAGCUCCUCCAGUCGACGUCGCUGAGUCGAGACGGACGCUCCCAUUGGGGCGUCACCGUGCUUCAGGCGGUGGAAGAGUUUGAUGCGGGGCCCGUCUGGGCGUUUGAGCAGUUCCCUCUGGACAUUGACGCCCCGGACGUCACCAAAUCCGGCCUCUAUCGUGGCGCCGUCGCUCGGGCUGCCGUGACGGCUACUCUGGCCGCGUUGAACCGCAUCAUGGCGGCCGCAGCGUCCGGCCAUGUGGGCGUCGUCCACACGCCGCCUCCCUCACCAGAUUACGGAGUCGCAGAGACGAUGCGACUACAGCGCCACUUGGCCGAAGCCUCGCCUCGGGCUUCCUCUCCGGCCGCCGAGGCUGCCCGUCCCACCCUUUCGCCUCAUCUUCUCCCACAGCCCGCGUACGGCGUCCUCUCUGUCACUCUGCGGACGCCUUUCCUCGGCGGCGAGACGCGGCGUCGGCCCUUACUCCAAGCAGCGCAGCGCGACUUUGACGUAGGCAUCCACACGGCGCGUGAAAUCUCGCGCAGGAUCCGAUGCGCCGAUUCGCAGCCGGGCUGUCUCACGCCCCUCUUCGGCAUGAAACUGUACGUCUACGGCGGCCUCGUCGAGAGCGACCCCGACCUGGUCUCCCGUCAGCCGUUCGGGCCGGGCUCCGUCGUGGCGUGUCGGGAAGACAGCGCGGUGUGCGUGGCGACGUGGGACGGCAGGGCCGUCUGGAUCACCCACAUCCGGCGCGUCAAGCGCAAAGCCGACGCCGCGCUGUGGCCCAAGGUCCCCGCCGUCUCGGGUCUCCGCGCCCUGGGCCUCCUGGACGACGCAACGCUCUCGCACCUCCGCGUGCCGCGCGCGACGCCCGACUUUGCCAAGGCGCCGUCCCCGACGUUCCAGGAAGUCUGGGUCGACGUUGCGCAUGUCCCGGGCGGCCGCCGCGUCGCGUUUGUGCAUUUCGAAUUCUACAACGGUGCCAUGAGCGCGGCGCAGUGCGGCCACUUGCUCGAGGCGCUGCGCCACGUCGUCGCCUCGCGCCGUACGGACGGGGAGGAGGAUGCGGGACGAGCAGCCGGCCGCCUGGCCGCGGUGGUGCUCAUGGGCGGCAAGUCGUACUUUAGCAACGGCAUCGCCCUCAACGUCAUCGAAGCGAGCGCGGCCGGCCCGGCCGCCGAGUCGUGGCGCAACAUCAACCGCAUCGACGACGUGGUGCAGUUCCUCCUCGACGACCUCCCCCGGCGCGGCGUCCUCACGGUGGCGGCCAUCCGCGGGAACUGCGCCGCGGGAGGCGUGGCGCUCGCGGCGGCGUGUGAUGUGGUCGUCGCGGCCAAGGAGGCGGUCCUCAACCCGGCGUACCGCGCGCUGGGGCUGCAUGGGUCGGAGUUCCAUUCGCUGUCGUAUACGGGGAGGUGUGGGGUCGCUGGGGCGAAGAGGCUCUUGCGGGGCAUGACGCCGCUUUCGGCUGCCGAGGCGAGGCGGGUUGGGCUUGUGGAUCAUGUCGUCCCCGGGAUGGCGGGGGAGACGGUGGAUGCGGCGGUGCGGAACUGGGUGCGCGGGUUGUUGCGGGAUCCUGGCUAUGUUUACGCCCCCGGGACGUGGAAGAGGCAUCCGAAUGUGGAUGUUAGCGCGGCGGGGUUGGCGGCGGCCAGGGCGGAGGAGUUGGGGGAGAUGGCGAAGGAUUUUUGGAGCGCGAGGUCGGUGCGCUACCACGUCCGGAGGCGGGAUUUCGUGAGGAAGGUCAAGGCUUGCAGGACGCCGUUGCGGUUUGCCGUCCAUAGGCGGUCAGGGGGCAUGUUGGAUGAGGAGGAAAGGGACGAGUUUGAUGAUGUCGGGGCUUUCGAGCAGAGGGCGCUGGAGGCUGGUGUCCAGGAGAGGGUGAAGAGACUGCUGGCGGAAGUGGAACGGAAGGAACAUGAAGCUUCUAGGGCAGAUGCUGUGGUUCCGACCCAGUGCACUAGCAAGGGGGCAGGAUUGGCGGACUCUCGAGACAUGGGACCGAUUAACUGUUUGAUGGAUACGUGGGAGAGCGGACGGGAUCCCGAGUUUUCCAGCAUCGCGUAUCUGGCCAUCCAACCCGAGCCAAGAACGUCCUUGACGCUGCAACGUUGCUCCGGUCCGUACGCCAGCAUCGGCCGCAACGUGGCAAGUAGAGCCUCCUUCUCGGCCGAAUCCAUGGUCUGCAUUUCAUAUCUCCUGCCCGAUGUGAAGGGCAAGGAAAGCCGCAAGCUGGAGCUGGAGCAGCUGGGAGGAGAGACAACGGAGGAAGAACACCUUGACAGCUCCGCGCAGCCAAAUCCAGCGUUCUCAUCUGGUGGUGACCACGGCCUGGUCUGCGUAGACGAUCUAACGAAUCAGAUUCUCAGCCUGAGGUUCUCCGGCAUCAAGCUGAUUGAAAUUUGUAAUUACACUUCCGGUGUUCUCUCCGAAUAG